AGACACUGCCUUACAUCUGGAAUCUGUGAGGAGGUGCAGGGGCCUGGCCAGCAGAGGGAGGCUGCAUGUCACUGGGGGAGGCCGGGGAGGAGGGGAGGACUGAGAUAUAUAUAGAGGCCCCUCACUAGCUGGAAGAUGAGAGAAGGAGUCACACUCUGACAUGAGGACACGCUGGGGAAGUAGUCCGCCGCCUGCAGCUCUAUGGCCCUGGAUAUGGAUUUUGUACAUUAUUCUUGUUAUGUCCCCUUUAACCGCCCCACAGAAGACUCUCGGUGAGACACGGGGCGAGGCAGUGACGGCACAAUGGCUCCUGAAUGGGCGGACGCGGAGGUCACUGGAUGCACCGGACAAGGUGCCUCCAGCUCAAGGGGAGAUCUUAGUGACGGCAGAAGGAAGACAUCUCAUCCUAGAAGUGGAGAGGAACCACCUCCUGCUUUCUCCAGGGUUCACAGAGACACAUUACACUGAGGCCGGAGAGAUGGUGACUCUGACUCCAAACCAGACAGAGCACUGUUACUACCACGGUCGGGUGAAGGGUCAUGACUCGUCUUCGGUGGCUCUUAGCACCUGCUCAGGAAUCAGUGGCCUCAUUGUCCUGAGUGCCAACGACAGCUUCUACCUCCACCCUCUGGCUGGGCCAGGCUCCAGGAACCAUAUGCUGUACCAGACAAAGCACCUGCCCAUUGAAGGAGGAAGCUGUGGACACGAAGAACACUCCAGUGCUGCCACCUCUCAUCUGGGUGACUUCAUCUCCCAGCCCGGGCAUCACAGGAUGAAGAGGAAUGUCUGGGGCGCUCAGAAGUACAUGGAGCUGUAUAUAGUCGCUGACUACUCACUGUUCAUUAAACAGAACAAGAAUCUGGGACAAACAAAGCAUCGUAUUAUGGAGAUAGCCAACUUUGUAGACAAGUUUUACAUGUCCAUGAACAUCAAGAUUGCUCUUAUCGGCCUGGAGGUGUGGACAGUGGAGAACCAGUGUGACAUCCAGGAUGACGCAAACCACAGUCUGAAAAAUUUCCUGGCCUGGAAGCAGAAACUGAGGACCAGGAAAAAACAUGAUAAUGCCCAACUGAUCACGGGAGUGACCUUCAAAGGAACGACCAUCGGGAUGGCACCCGUAGAGGGAAUGUGUUCUGCAGAUAAUUCAGGGGGAGUCAGUAUGGACCACGCAGAGCUGGCAAUUGGAGCAGCGGCCACCAUGGCUCAUGAAAUUGGACACAAUUUUGGAAUGAGUCAUGACAAGGACUCCUGUUGUGUAGAAGACACUUCUAAGCAAGGAGGAUGCAUCAUGGCUGCUGCCACUGGAUACCCCUUCCCGCGUAAGUUCAGCUCGUGCAGCCAGCAGCAGUUGCGCAGUUACUUCCAGAAGGGCGGCGGUAUGUGUCUGUUCAAUAUGCCGAACACCAAGGACCUGGUGAUGGGGAAGAAGUGCGGAAAUGGCUUCUUGGAGGAGGGAGAGCAGUGUGACUGUGGAGAGCCUGAGGAAUGUACCAAUCCCUGCUGCAACGCCAAUGAUUGCACCUUAAAGGAAGGAGCCGAGUGUGCGCACGGAGACUGCUGCCAGGACUGCAAGUUGAAAGCUGGCGGGACUCUCUGUCGCGAGAAGUCAGGAGCCUGCGACCUGCCUGAGUUCUGCCGAGGAGACAACGCCUACUGCCCGGGCAAUGUGUACAUGUUAGACGGCACUCCCUGCGCCUAUGGCGAGGCGUACUGUAUGAAUGGAAUGUGUCUGACUCACGGUCAGCAAUGUCUGCACCUCUGGGGAUCAGGAGCGCGUCCGGCCCCUGACAUCUGCUUCAUCAAUGUGAACAUGGCCGGGAAUAAACACGGGAACUGCGGGAAAGAUGGCUCGGGGCAGUUCGUGAAGUGUAAAUUCAAAGAUGCCAAGUGUGGGAAAAUCCAGUGUCAGAGCAGCGCUGAGAGACCCAAAGAUGAUAACACAGUCUCUGUGGACACCACCAUCCAGUUUAAUGGACAUGAGGUGAAGUGUCGAGGAACAUACUCCUACUCAGUGCAAGAUGACGAAAGUGACUCCUCAGACCCAGGGAUAGUCAUGACUGGGACCAAGUGUGGAGAUGGCAUGGUCUGUAAAGAUAGACAAUGUCAGAACGCUUCCUUCUUUGAAUGGGAUGAAUGUAUAGCUCGAUGCAAUGGACAUGGGGUGUGCAACAGUAACAGAAACUGCCAUUGUAAUGCCGGCUGGGGCCCUCCCUACUGUAAAACGUCCGGCCAUGGGGGAAGCAUUGACAGUGGUCCAGUCCCCGAUGACUUUGAAGAUGGUCUCAUCGUCUUCUUGCUACUCCUGUUCCUGGUUGUCCUUCCGCUUAUUGGCUUCGGGAUCUACUAUUGGUACAGAAGACCAGAUUCUCAACUAAAGAAAUGGGUCUACAAGAACAGAGCGAAGUGCAGAAUGGGAAACUCCCUUCGCCAUCCUGCGUGCAGAGGACAUUCCAAAAGUAUCUUCACGCAGCGCAGUUUUCCUCCUCCAGCUGCAUCUCCAGCCAUACAAAAGAGUUCAUGGUCCACUUUCCAUGGAAAAAAUGGAGCCUCGCAGGUCAACACUCAGCCGAUCAACAUUGUGCGUCCAAUGUUGACACCAAUCAGUCAGCCACCCAACACCAUCAUACAGCUGAAGCCAUCAAGACCUCCUCCACCAGUCAAGUCCUCCCCAAUCAUACCAACCAAGCAGGAGAGCCAGAAAACAAAGCUCCUGCCCCCUAAGAAGCCAUUGCCCACAAGUCCCAUCCGGACACCACAGCUGAACCCCCCUCGAAAGCCGCUACCCCUGAAUCCCAUCCAGAAGGAAGGUCUUCUGGUAAAGACACCUUCUGCAAAUGCCAAACCUCCUGUGAUCAACUCAGCCAUGCAGAUAAAAGCUCCUUCAAGGCCGAAGCCAGGGAGCAGAGUUCAAGCAACGGUUGCAGCCUUUCUCCAGAAGCAAUGAUGUCGACAUCAAGCCAAGAAUAGGAAAUGACACCAGGAACUAGGAUAUAUACACCAUCCUGAUAUUUGCACUAUGAGGAUGAAAAUACCGUAAAUCUGCUGAGGUUUCCAUUUUGAAGCUGUUGACACAUCAAGGUUAAAUAAGGAACAGUGAUCAUACAGGACACCAAACAUCCCUUCAUUGUGUAUUGCACUGAAGUACUUCAUUGAGGAGCUUCCAAGGUCUCCUCAGAUUUAUUUGGAAUGAUCCAUGAAUUCCUAUAAUAGGACACUCCAUUGAUGUUCUGCUGGAUGUGAUUUGAGUAUUUCGAAGUCUUUCAUUAUUUCAGAGGACCAUUUUUAGACUUUGUCAGUGCCUUAUAGAAUUAGGACAUUAAGGAAUAUUGGGCAUAGAGGAACUGUGCUCAGAGCCAAAAAAAAUCUCAUCUUUCAUCCAUGUGUCCAUGAGGAAACUGAAGAAGAGUAAUAUCGCUCACCAUAACAUUCUAUAGCUUUCACAUUUCCCCUGACCUGACUUUUUCCAUGGUCCAGUGGAUUCUCAUGUGGACCUCUGAUGAUAUCUAUCACACUGGUAUGUCCAUGGCUUUUCAUUGGUUUGAGUUUUCAGUUCACGGGAAGAAGAUGCAAAGGAGUGAGAAGUCUUCGUGUAAUCUUCUUCAAAUUGAUGAGGUAAUGGAGAAAAGGAAUUCCUUUUACCAUGGCCCUCAUCAUCUUCGAUUGCAUGUUGUACAUUCUUAUUUCCAGGGAUUAUGGGUCCCUCAUUUUCACUUACUGCAAACCUUCAUCUAUGCACCAGCUUUAAUUCUUCAUGAAGGACUGUUCCUCUAGGAUAGGCACUGAAAGAACUAUAUUAUAUACUGUAUGUGUCCCUAUAUUUCCAGUUUACAUCUUUCUCUGAUAUCAUAGGAAAUAUAAACAGUGCAAUAUGGUCAGUAUAGUAUAUAUAUACAUAUAUGACCUGGUGCUGAUAUUCUGGUCAAGUUCUGUGGACCAGUGGUACCCCAGCAGUAGAUGUGCCAGGGGAUGCUCGGAGUUGAGGUUUUUCCACAGCAGACCACUGUUGUAGAUAUUAUCCAGUUGAUUUUACACUUUCCACCUAGGAUGUUUUAUGGUCACCAUAUACAUUGGUACUUUUAUGUGCUGGAGAAAUCGCAUACUUUUUAGAUAAUAAUAUGAGACGUGUACAUCUGCAUUGUUGAGAUUUAAGGUGUCCCUUUAAAUUAUUUAUUUGCUAUAGGAAUCCCUAUCGUCAGUCUACAGGCAGAAAGGCGUUAUAUGAUUGACUGGUGAUGUUGUUUCCAGUGUGUAUGGGUAAUAUCAGACAUUUAGGAAGCAAGUUCUAUAUUCUUAUGUUUAUUGACCACUCAAAGUAUGGGGGAUGGGCAUGGGGUCUGCACUGACGCCAGAUUAAAGAAUUGUAUGUAAUCCUCCUCCUGACCAUAGCGCUUCAUCCCUGCGUCUUGUGUAUUUCCUACUAUUGACCCCAGACUGCCGCACCCGGACAGCCUGACAGGUGCCCAGCCCAGUACUGCUGAAUGUUUACAAGGCCCUGAGCCGACUCUUGUUAGGAUGUGAUAAUCAUUUUGUAUUGUAUUUAAUUCUGUGGUACAGAAAAUAGUUUUGUUUUUAAUAAAUUACUUUUUUACGAGGA
Messenger RNA from Bufo gargarizans (Asiatic toad), 4594 nucleotides. Its product is annotated as disintegrin and metalloproteinase domain-containing protein 33-like. The transcript is spliced from 22 exons. The record is from RefSeq and is a predicted model, not a curated record. Gene Ontology annotation, biological process: proteolysis. Bases 161 to 2944 code for a protein of 927 amino acids. Gene Ontology annotation, molecular function: metalloendopeptidase activity. NCBI's taxonomy places the organism in Eukaryota, Metazoa, Chordata, Amphibia, Anura, Bufonidae.